This is a messenger RNA of Brugia malayi, 729 nucleotides long. RefSeq lists its product as uncharacterized. Bases 1 to 729 code for a protein of 242 amino acids. Lineage: Eukaryota; Metazoa; Nematoda; Chromadorea; Rhabditida; Onchocercidae. The record is from RefSeq and is a predicted model, not a curated record. The transcript is spliced from 6 exons.
AUGUGGUCAUUCCUGCUGAUAUCCUUCUGCAUUCAGGAAAUCAGUUCAUUCGAAAAUGAGUUGUUCCCAAGGGAUUGUGACUGUCGUGACUGGAACGGUGGAUGCAGGAGAAAUGGUGAGAAGUGGCUCGACGAUGAUACUUGGGUCUACAGAUGUAAUGGAAAGGACGGUUAUCAAUCAGAAUUUCUGGGUUGUCAAAGUAGCGAUCGAUCCGGGAAGGUAUUAAUUCAGGCUGGUGACAAUAAAACUAUUGAUGGCUUUUGGUUUAGCUGUAGUCAUAAUACGUUCAGGCUUAAAUAUGAAGAAGAACCUCGAUGUGUGGUUAAUAAUACGCAAUAUCAUACAGGUGAUCUGUUCCGAGAGAAUUAUUUCCAGUGGCUCUGUUUGGAAAACGGUCGAUGGAUUACAGGUUGUUAUUAUCAAAAUGAAACGAAACAUUGGAUUCUGUUGAAAAUUGGUCAGACCGGUUACAGUGACCUCGUGAAACAUGUUUGUGAUCAGUAUGAUGACUAUCCAGGAAGGGUGCAAUACUACGCUGAAGUGCGAAAAGAUGUGUCCGUCAAGCAUCCUUCGAACAAAGGCAAAAAUACGAAUUUGCCACAACUGGUCGAUAAUCGUUUAAAAGACGCGCCAGUUCGUUGGCUUCACACAAAUGCAGCCAAUUUCAUAAUCAGUAAUGAAGGCUUCAAAUCAAAAAUCCGUUAUCUGCCCGAUUCCAAACAAAUGUAG